Molecule: messenger RNA, 2990 nt
Organism: Callorhinus ursinus (northern fur seal)
Lineage: Eukaryota; Metazoa; Chordata; Mammalia; Carnivora; Otariidae
Gene: GRB2
Product: growth factor receptor bound protein 2
Molecular function (GO): protein binding
Source: RefSeq, a predicted model, not a curated record
GGAGCGGAAGCCAGGAGGCUGUGCUGCUUCGGCGAGCGGGCGGCGGCGGCAGCGGCAGCGGCAGCGGCAGCGGCGACGAAGACUGAGACGGCAAGGGCGGCGGGAACAGGCGCUGCCGUCGGGGAGCAGCAGCGCGGUCGGCGGCCGCUCGCACCGCUGCAGAAGGGCCGGCCGGGCGCGGAGCGGAGCAGCUGCGCCACGGGUGGCAUUGUGUGUCCCGGAGUGCACGAGCGAGUCCCGGGAGAGCGGCGAGGCUGAGCCCAGAGCGCUGGGUGGCUUCGGCAGGGAAGACUCCCUUCCCCCGGCUUCAGGCUGCUGAGCCCUGAGCAGCGCUCAGAAUGGAAGCCAUCGCCAAAUAUGACUUCAAAGCUACCGCUGACGACGAGCUGAGCUUCAAAAGGGGGGACAUCCUCAAGGUUUUGAAUGAAGAAUGUGAUCAGAACUGGUACAAGGCAGAACUCAAUGGGAAAGAUGGCUUCAUUCCCAAGAAUUACAUAGAAAUGAAACCACAUCCGUGGUUUUUUGGCAAAAUCCCCAGAGCCAAGGCAGAAGAAAUGCUUAGCAAACAGCGGCAUGACGGGGCCUUUCUUAUCCGAGAGAGUGAGAGUGCCCCGGGGGACUUCUCCCUCUCUGUCAAGUUCGGAAAUGAUGUGCAGCACUUCAAGGUGCUCCGAGAUGGAGCUGGAAAGUAUUUCCUCUGGGUGGUGAAAUUCAAUUCUCUGAAUGAGCUGGUAGAUUAUCACAGAUCUACAUCUGUCUCCAGAAACCAGCAGAUAUUCCUCCGGGACAUAGAACAGGUGCCACAGCAGCCGACGUACGUCCAGGCCCUCUUUGACUUUGAUCCCCAGGAGGAUGGAGAGCUGGGAUUCCGUCGGGGAGACUUUAUCCACGUCAUGGAUAACUCAGACCCCAACUGGUGGAAAGGGGCCUGCCACGGGCAGACCGGCAUGUUUCCCCGCAAUUACGUCACCCCUGUGAACCGGAACGUCUAAGAAUUAAGAAGAGAUUAUUUAAAGAAAGUGAAAAAUUUAAAACACAUACAAAAGAAUUAAACCCGCGAGCUGCCUUAACAGCAGCCCGUGAGGGAGCUCAGAACACCUGGCUGGGUCACCUGGUGACCCUCUCACUUUGGUUGGAACUCUGGGGGGGGGCGUUGGAUAUAAAAAUGCCAAAACUUACCUAUAAAUUAAGAAGAGUUUUUAUUACAAAUUUUCACCGCUGCUCCUGUUUCUCCUUUGUCCUCCUUUCCAUCCUUCUCUUCUGUCCAUCAGUGCAUGACGUCUAAUACUACAUAUAGUCCUAGCUGAUGCCGAUAAUAAAAGAAAAGAAACAAGCGGGCUGGUAUUUUCUCUAUGCAAAAUGUCUGUUGUAAUCGGAGUGACUGCAGGAAGGACAGCCAUGGCCCUGUUCCUCAGGCGCACACACAGGAGGGGGCGGGUGGCCGGCAGCCCUUGCUGGGCAGCUUCUGCCAAAUGGGGGCAGCCCCCGGCCGCCAGCGUCUUGUGACAAAGUUGAAAACGGAGUGGGGGCAAAAGGAAGGACUGUUAACCCUCAUGGCUUCCUGAGAAAAGUCAAGCUAAAAACCUUUGUCUCUUUUCUACAUUGUUUUCCCUUCCAAAUGGUAUUAUUGAGCAUGUUGAUUUUUCAUAGUGCCUUUUUCCUUAUUUCAAGAGUUGCUUAUGAGUGGUGUUUUUUUAUUUGUUUUAAAAUAAGUUAAAGACAGUCCAGAGCUUUUUUAGCCAAUUUGUCUCCUACUCUGUAAAUAGUCCUCCCCGGGGGGAGGGGAGAGCGGGGUAGAGCCGCGGAGAAAGCUCAGGUGGAGGGUGUGGCCAUUCUGCCUGUUCUCAGCCACGAGUCUUUAAGGUUCAGCUUUAAUAUUUGUCAGCCCUCUGGAGUCUGCCGUGGCUGCCACAGGGGAGCAGUGCCGCCAGCUGCUGGGGAAGGAGGAGACGGUCCAGCUCUUCCCACCUCGGACUGGAUCUGGCUGGGGGUAGGGGGUCAGAGUCUCCUUGACCUUGCGAUCCCGGCUGCUGUCCGCCCCUCCUCAGCUCCAGAGCCCCCCAGAGAAAACUCCCUGGAGCCAGCAAGUUUCAAACACAGGAAAGCCCAAGGAACUUCAGCCGUCACUCUGUGACUGUAUCGGGUUGUACACUGUGUUCCCACACCGGGGUGGAAAAUGGGAGCUUGCGUUUUUCUUGCUCUGAAAAUCAGAGGUAUCUGUUCAUGGCUUUCAUCUGCUGUGUCCCCUGCCUGACCUGCCCAGGUGAGCACUAGGGCAGCGUUCAAGAAGCAGCUGGGUUUUUAUGUCUCCGUUCCCAGUGGGCCGUGUCUGUAGCCGCUUUGCCCUUCCCCCGAAGGAAAUGUCUCGGUGAAGCAGGGACAGUUGGGGAAGGAUGAGUGGGAAAUGUAGGAAGGCCGAGGCCAUUGCAGAGCUCUCUCUGUCCGGCUUGUCAGCUGCUUGUCCCUCAUAGUGAUGUGCCUGUGAACUUUCUCCACCCGAUCCCCUUGCCUGCAACAAACACAGGGCUGCCUGGGAGUCGGUGACGGCCUUUGGGUUCUGAGGUGGUCGGUUGGAGUCUCCCCUGGACUCUGGUUAUGGAGCCAGACUCAGCCUGGAGUACUUAGAGGCCCUGGAGGCAGCUGCUCUUCUGGACAGAGCACCCGCCCCCUCGCUCCCUUUCUGGUAGCUUCUUUCCUCGUUGAUGAUAAAAGGUAUCUCCGGCAUUCUACACCUGGACCAUUUGAUUGUUUUAUUUUGGAAUUGGUGUAUAUCAUGAAGCCUUGCUAAACUAAGUUUUGUGUGUAUAUAUUUAAAAAAAAAAAUCAGUGUUUAAAUAAAAAGACCUAUGUACUUAAUCCUUUAACUCUGCGGAUAGCAUUUGGUAGGUAGUGAUUAACUGUGAAUAAUAAACAUACAAUGAAUUCUUCACUCUGUAUCUUUUCUCUUCUCCCCCCCCCCCGCCUUACUUAAAAUAAAAACCUAAAAGCCA